Messenger RNA from Aspergillus campestris IBT 28561, 1253 nucleotides. Its product is annotated as kinase-like protein. Gene Ontology annotation, biological process: protein phosphorylation; signal transduction. NCBI's taxonomy places the organism in Eukaryota, Fungi, Ascomycota, Eurotiomycetes, Eurotiales, Aspergillaceae. The record is from RefSeq and is a predicted model, not a curated record. Gene Ontology annotation, molecular function: ATP binding; protein kinase activity. The transcript has a single exon. Gene Ontology annotation, cellular component: cytoplasm. The coding region runs from base 475 to 1155 and encodes 226 amino acids.
GAUUAUCUCGUGCAAGGCCAGGCGGAGCUUAAUAGUCGUUCGCAAAUCUUAAUAUUCCACUCGGAAGGCCAUAAGUGGUAGAUCAAGGUGACUUUCAAAGGGGGAUUCUGAGCUCUGUGGACAGACCGGUGUCAAAUAAGACCCCAAAGCGGCAGAGACGCAAAGAGUAUCAGGACUUUAUCAGGCUGAUAGACCUCAGGUCUCUCCCUCUUCUUAACGACACGGUCAGUGAAGUGGUCUUAGAAGAGUACACCGAUGAACGUGACUCCAUGUUGAAAAUAACAUAAUACCUGAAGAGCUCGCUCUUGGCCCUUUGCAUAAUUCUCUGGGAGACAGAUACACGAUCCGAGAGGAUCUUCCAAGGGUUAUCUACUCCUUCAUGCCGUGAAUUCCUUCUCUUCGGCAGAUCAGUAAGGCCAAGUUAUUAGAACAGUCAGAGAUUACGGACGGAGUCUCUCACGUCGUGGAUUGUCAAUGAUAGGACACCAUACAUUCUCAAGGUUAGUUAACCGACCUCUAUACCAGGCCCACGACACAGAAACUAUUCGCAAUGAGUUGAAAGAUCUCGAAUACUUUCGAGGAGAACCGAACAUUUGCUCAAUUGGCUGGUAUCGCAGUGGCCACGAAUCCGUAUACAACAUCAAGUGCAACAGAACAACCUCCGUUAUCUUUGGCAUUCUAUCAGUAUUCUACCCUGGAGGAUCCUUACAAAAUCUAUUAGAUAAGGAUCGCGUGAGGGAACAUUCCUGGGAAAGCUGGACUAUACAGAUAGCUACUGCAAUAAGCUACUUGCACAAGGCAGGAAUAAUACACAUGAACAUUAAACCCUCGAAUGUUGUCCUCGACGCAGACGGGAACGCAGUGCUGAUUGAUAUCAGUGGUGUUGGUAGAAUUACACACAUGUGGCUUGCUCCGGAGAUCCGAAAAGAGAUAUCACCUGCCGGUCUUCCGUUUGAGGUGCGCCAGAGAAAUGACACUUGGGCUUAUGGCAAGCUAUUGUCUGAAAUCAUAUCACAUGCAGGGUUUUGUCCUUUUUUGGAGACUUUGAAUCACAUUGCUUCCUGUCUUACAGGGGAAGACACACAAACGCGCAUGGCUCUUCUAGAAGCUAUCUCCCAACUAAAGGAUGCUGGUGUCGACAGGGCAUUAUUAUAGUAUCUUUAGGGCUUUAGGGCAUUAUGCACACGGCCGAGAAGCCACCAGUGAGCGUAUCUCCUUGGCGAGACACAGUCUGGUGGAAACAGAUACCAAUA